CAUACAUGCGACAACAUGCGAAAACAAUGAGUGCGCAUUCCGCCAGUUGGGAUCAGUUUCCUGCGAUAUUCGAAGUAUAGCGCUAAGCUUGGUUGGAAAUGGCGGAAGUGAAUGCGAAUGGGGUCUUGGUUGGCCAAAGUAGCGACUCCGGAUCACAGUUAACGACCGUACACGCCCGUCCUACCGUCGCCGAUCUCCAAGGAGAGAAUCAUUUUGCGCAGGUCGCGAGGAAACACUGGCUGAAUACUACGAAGGCACCCAAAGUAAGACCAGAGGUGGUCAAGCAAGAGCUAUGGGACGAACUAGAGCAGGUCCAAUUCGCGUACCCGUCACUGCUAGUGUUGGAGAAUCUGCAAUUACUGGAGAGGUACUUAUGGCCUGGAUUCACGGAGGACUCGUCAAAUUACCACCAUCUCCUGCUGGCGCUUAUGGUCAAUGUAAAGAGGAGGGAGAAUCUUCCGUCUUGGGAACACUUUGCAACUAAGCCCGCCGAGUUCUCCGCUUUCUUCCGCCGUAUCCUCUCCAUGACUGUCGAUCCGUCGCAACCUACGAAGAUUCGCACACAACUCCUGUCGUUCAUCAUCGGCGCAUUCCAGUCGCUAGAUAGCGGUCUUGUUCGCAAAGAGUGUGCGCCCUUGGUCUCAAUAUCAAUAUGGCAGAACCUCCAUUCGGAAGCGGUGCGGGAAGGUCUCUUUGAGAAGAAUCCUAUGCUGCGCAAGGCAUGGCGGGCGGCGUCACGGAGAUUCGAGUCAGGGGACGAAGCACUGCAGGCUCGCCUACGGUUUGAGCGCUCGUGGCUGCACAGUCUGAUACAGGAUUUCAUCAACCGGCUUUAUAACAGUCAGACUAGGGAAGAGAUAAAGGAUAACCUGGCAUAUUGUGAACGGUUUCUCGAGCUUCUUUCAGAUUUACAGAGCCAGUUGCCAACAAGACGAUAUGUCAAUGCCUUCCUGAAGGACCUCAAUCUGCUCGCCGCCAUCCGACUUUCACCAAUGUAUACAGACGACGCAAACGGGCUGUUCAGGGAUCUGUUCAACCUCCUCAGCCACUUCACCUAUUUCCCCAUCGAGGACCAGACGGGAAGGCAGCUGUCCAAGCUGGAAUACGAUCAAGAGCAUUAUGAUGCGCUAGCGAAGCUACAGAGGAUAGGCUACGCCAACUUCCCGGAGAAGCUGCAACUUUUGGCUCUGGCAAACUACGGUAGCAUAGGGAACAGGGAAGAGCUUGAGGGACAUCUACGAUCACUAGGAGAUGAGGAGCUUAUACGGCUAUGCUCCUUGUUUGGCCUGAGAACCGAGUAUCCCAAGUCGUCUUUCUUGGUACAAGAUCGAUCCUUCUUUACGGAGACGUUGCUCUCAGUCGUUGAACACAGACCUACUUUCAAGGACAUUGUACGGGAAAUGGCGGUUCUGCCGACAGAGCACAUAUUAUAUGAGCCCACCUUCUUACGGAACGAAUCGUAUGAUGGAUCGAGGCCGCUGGCAAUACCAAAGCUUAACCUCCAAUAUCUGACCAUGGGUGACUUCUUAUGGAGGUCCUUCAUUCUGUACAGAUGCGAGUCCUUCUACGGUAUCCGAAAGGACUUGGAGGAUGUUGCGAAGCGUGUGCAACCGCGGGGUUUAGGCGUCGACACCAAGUUUGGCGGCUUCUCAAGGAUGUCCAUUCCGAUCUCUCGGCCUGCCAUUCUGGACGUAGCUCCUUCGCGGGUGGGCGAGGAGCAUCCCGCUUAUGUUCGAGCAGAGGUGAUCCUGGACGUGAGCCGCCUGCAAUAUCCUGUGCGGCGGGAAUGGGAGUCUCUGAAACCGGACGAUGUGGUCUUCUUACUUGCUCUGGAAGGGCAGCAGGACGUGCCUAUGCGUAAUGGGCAUCAAGAUGAACAGAACACCGGUCAGCAACUGGGUCUGAAGUAUCUCAGAUGUGCAGAAGUCGUGGCCGUCCUGGAUGAGAAUGGGAAACCGCUUCGAGACCAGGCUCAAAUGGACGGAGCACCCCGAGCACGCCAACGUCGGCUGAUGCUCAACCUAGAUGCCAGACAAUACCACGAAGACAUGAACCGUGUCAAGCAAGGCAGGAUGGACAUCUACGACAACAUCAACUUGAUCGUGCGCCGACGAGGACGUGAGAACAACUUCAAACCUAUUUUGGAAUCCAUCAGACGUCUCACCCUUUCGGACAUACCAGCGCCGUCCUGGCUUCAGGAGGUCUUCUUGGGCUACGGCGACCCAACUUCGGCAUCGUACACUCGACUCGCCAACCGUCUGCGUCGGAUUGAUUUCCGCGAUACCUUCCUUGACUGGCAGCACCUGAUCGAAUCCUUUCCCGGCAAAUCUCUUGAACCGCACGAAAGCGCGGAAUCAUCCUUUGGGCCCCCAUACGUUGUGGAGUUCCCCACAGCUGAGCCGGAGUCCGCUCCUGUACGACCAUCGAAAAAGCGGCGUCGCGAUCAGGUUGAGGUUGCACAACCUCUGCAUGAGUCUCUGCAUGUAUCGACAUACAAGCCCCCAAAUACCGGGCCCUACCCUGCAGAUGCACCCAAGCUGAAUGCAGUCAGGUUCACCCCUGCUCAGAUUGAAGCGAUUACUUCAGGAACACAACCUGGCCUCACUGUGGUGGUCGGCCCGCCGGGUACCGGAAAGACGGACGUUGCGACCCAAAUUAUAUCCAAUAUAUACCACAACUUCCCGGACCAGCGGACACUGCUGGUUGCACACAGCAAUCAGGCGCUCAACCAGCUCUUCCAGAAGAUUGUGGCGCUCGACAUCGAUGAGCGCCACCUCCUGCGCUUAGGCCACGGCGAAGAGGAGCUGGAGACGGAAGCAAGCUACAGCAAGUAUGGCCGCGUAGAGUCUUUCCUGGAGAGAGGCACAUACUACUUGGCCGAAGUUGAUCGCCUCGCGAAGAACUUUGGUGCGCCUGGGCAUCACGGUAGCUCGUGCGAAACAGCAGAUUACUUCAAUCUGGUGUAUGUGAAACCUGCGUGGACGCAAUACUGGGAAAGUGCCCAGGACCCAGAGUCGAGCGUCGAUCAGAUUAUUGAGGAGUUCCCCUUUAAACAGUACUUCUCCAAUGCGCCGCAGCCUCUGUUUCCAGCAAGUGCUUCACGAGAAGAGAUACUGGACAUCGCAAGAGGCUGCUACCGCCAUGUGGAGAAGAUCUUCGCUGAGCUCGAGGACAUCCGUCCCUUUGAGAUUUUGCGUAGUGGGCGAGAUAAAGCGAACUAUCUCCUCAUCAAGGAAGCGCGCAUCAUCGCGAUGACAUCGACGCACGCUGCCAUGCGGAGGCAGGAGAUUGCAUCUCUGGGUUUCCACUAUAACAACGUGAUCAUGGAAGAGGCAGCCCAGAUCACGGAGAUUGAGAACUUCAUCCCUCUGGCCCUCCAGAACCCCCAGAGCGGCGAGCUGCCGCUCCAGCGCGUCGUCCUGGUUGGAGAUCAUCUGCAGAACUCACCCGUGAUUCAGAAUCUAGCCUUCAGACAGUAUGCGAACCUCGGGCAAUCCCUCUUCCUCCGCCUCGUCCGCCUCGGCGUGCCCACCAUCAUGCUCGACCAACAAGGUCGUGCUCGCCCCUCCAUCGCAUCGCUUUACAAAUGGCGAUACCCCAAGCUGGGCAACCUCCCUAUCGUCGAGACAGCCCGCGAAUUCCAACUCGCGAACCCGGGAUUCCUGCACGAGUACCAAUUCAUCAACGUGCCCGACUACAAGGGCAAGGGCGAAAUGGAGCCUACACCGCACUUCCUCCAGAACCUCGGCGAGGCCGAAUACGCCGUCGCCAUCUUCAUGUACAUGCGCUUGCUGGGGUAUCCGGCGCAACGAAUCUCGAUCUUGACGACGUAUGCGGGACAGAGGGCGCUGAUCAAGGACGUCCUCAGUCAUCGGUGCAAGGGCAAUAGGCUGUUUGGUCUGCCGAGGAUUGUGGCGACGGUGGAUAAGUAUCAGGGAGAGCAGAAUGAUUACAUCAUCCUCUCCCUCGUCCGGACCCGCUCCAUCGGCUACCUGCGCGACGUGCGCCGCCUCACCGUCGCGCUGUCCCGCGCUCGUCUGGGAUUGUAUAUCCUCGGCCGCCGCUCCGUGUUUGAAUCCUGCUUUGAGCUCAAACCUGCAUUCGACCUUCUCCUCCAGAAACCGGAUAAGCUCGAGCUCGUCACGGGCGAAAUGUACGGUCAGACGCAACGAGGGGUUUCUCAACAGCUGGAAGAAGGGGCGCAGGCGGCUGUUAUGGAAGGGGUAGAGCAUCUGGGGAAAUAUGUGUAUGAGAUGACGAAGGCGAAGGUGGAGGCGUUGAAGGCUGGGGGUGGAGAGGCGCAGCUGCAGCAGUUGGUGGUGGAUGGUGGUGGUGCUGGGGAGGAGGAGGGCCACGCCAUGGUGGUUGAUGAUGAGGAGGAUUUGGAUCGGGUCGAGGAGGUGCUGGUGCCGAUUGAGGAGGUGGAGGACGAGGGGCCAGAGGAGCCGGUUGAGGGGGUCUAAGGGUAAAGGGGUCAUGUUUUGAGGGCCUUGAGAGGAAAUAGGCCUUCGAGUAAGAUGUCGUUUUCUGAGGCACGGCAAAGUACGGGAUCCAAUGUAUAUUGAUAAAGGAUUAGGUCUCUUGGUAUAGCUCUAGCGGAUAGUCGGAUUUAUCUAAUGAUACCAAAGUAUAUGAUUUUACAUC
Westerdykella ornata is the source of this 4644-nucleotide messenger RNA. RefSeq names its product P-loop containing nucleoside triphosphate hydrolase protein. Lineage: Eukaryota; Fungi; Ascomycota; Dothideomycetes; Pleosporales; Sporormiaceae. Bases 99 to 4463 code for a protein of 1454 amino acids. Gene Ontology annotation, molecular function: mRNA binding; helicase activity. Gene Ontology annotation, cellular component: catalytic step 2 spliceosome. Gene Ontology annotation, biological process: mRNA splicing, via spliceosome. The record is from RefSeq and is a predicted model, not a curated record. The transcript has 3 exons.